AUCAAACAACAGGAACAUAAUGUAUUUUUUUCAUUAUCAGUCUACAAUUGCUUACACACGUACUCCUCACGCGAAUCUGUGAAACGUCACAUAUUGUUAUUUGUAAGGACUCGGACCAGAACACCGGACUGUGUGUGUGUGUGUGUGUGUGUGUGUGAAUACUCUGAGCUCAAGCGGUACAAAUGUUUUUGUCGUCAGUAACAGCUGGAUGCUACUCGGCUAGCAAGCUGUAGCAGAGCAGCCUCUGCAGAAGGUGUCAGGUUGAAUCCGCUCUGCAGGGCUGCAAGGAUGAUGGGUCACUGCCUGACAUAACCUGUUGUGUGUGCAGUGAGUGAUCAGUGAGGAUGAGGAGCCGCAGUAACUCAGGAGUGAGGCUGGAUGGCUAUGCCAGGCUGGUCCAAGAGACGAUCCUGUGCCACCAGAACCCAGUGACAGGACUUCUGCCUGCCAGUGCCCAGAUGAAGGAUGCCUGGGUGAGGGAUAAUGUGUACAGUGUGCUGGCUGUGUGGGGGCUGGGCAUGGCCUACCGCAAGAACGCUGACCGCGAUGAAGACAAGGCCAAGGCCUACGAACUGGAACAGAGUGUGGUGAAACUGAUGCAGGGACUUCUGCAGUGCAUGAUGAGACAGGUGGCCAAGGUGGAGGAGUUCAAACGCACGCAGAGUACAAAAGAUUGCUUGCAUGCCAAAUAUGAUACUCCCACCUGUGCCACGGUGGUCGGGGACGACCAGUGGGGCCAUCUCCAGGUGGACGCCACCUCCAUUUACCUGCUGAUGCUGGCACAGAUGACAGCCUCAGGUCUUCGUAUCAUCUCAAACCUGGAUGAGGUAGCCUUUAUCCAAAACUUGGUCUUCUACAUAGAGGCUGCCUACAAAGUGGCGGAUUAUGGGAUGUGGGAGCGAGGCGACAAAACCAACCAGGGCAUUCCCGAGCUCAAUGGCAGCUCUGUAGGAAUUGCUAAGGCCGCUCUGGAAGCCAUUGAUGAGCUGGAUCUUUUCGGUGCACACGGAGGACCAAAAUCAGUCAUCCAUGUUUUGCCUGACGAGGUGGAACACUGUCAGUCCAUCCUGUGCUCCAUGCUGCCAAGAGCUUCAACUUCAAAGGAGAUAGAUGCCGGCCUUCUAUGUGUCAUUUCCUUCCCUGCUUUUGCUGUUGAGGAUGCUGACCUGGUGGCCAUCACUAAGUCGGAAAUCAUAAGUAAACUGCAGGGUCGCUAUGGCUGCUGUCGCUUCAUCAGGGAUGGAUAUCGUUGCCCUAAAGAGGAUCCAUCACGGCUGCACUACGACCCUGCAGAGCUCAAGCUGUUUGAGAAUAUCGAAUGUGAAUGGCCUGUGUUCUGGACUUAUCUCAUCCUGGACGGGAUCUUUGCUGAAGAUCAAGUGCAGGUUCAGGAGUACCGUGAGGCACUGGAAGGUGUUUUGAUCCGAGGGAAGAACGGCAUCAAACUGUUGCCCGAACUUUAUGCUGUACCUCACGACAAGGUGGAUGAGGAGUACAGCAAUCCUCACUCAGUGGACAGAGUGGCCUUGGGGCAGCUGCCACACAUGUGGGGACAGUCACUCUACAUCUUGGGCUGUCUCCUGGCUGAGGGGUUUUUAGCACCAGGAGAGAUAGAUCCUCUCAACAGGAGAUUCUCUACAAACUUCAAGCCAGAUGUUGUGGUACAAGUUUGUGUUCUAGCAGAGUCAGAGGAGAUCCAGGAGUUGUUAAGUGAUCAUGGGAUCACAGUCCAGACGAUGUCAGAAGUUCUGCCUAUCAGAGUCAUGCCUGCUCGCAUCUUGAGCCACGUCUAUGUCAGACUGGGGAACUCCAAGAAACUGAAUUUGAGUGGUAGGCCUUACAGACACAUUGGCGUCCUGGGAACAUCCAAAUUCUACGAGAUCAGAAAUCGCUCUUAUAUUUUCACCCCUCAGUUUCUAGAUCAGCACCAUUUCUACCUGGCACUGGACAACCAGAUGAUUGUGGAGAUGUUACGAACAGAGCUGGCCUAUCUUUCCUCUUGCUGGAGGAUGACAGGGCGGCCCACACUCACUUUUCCCAUCACCCGAAGCAUGCUGGUUGAAGAUGGAGAUGCACUUGAUCCGUGUAUCCUAGCAACCCUCAGGAAACUACAGGAUGGCUAUUUUGCUGGCGCGAGGGUGCAGAUGUCAGACCUCUCCAGUGUUCAGACCACUUCGUUCCACACUCACCUCAGCUUCCUUGAUGAAGAGGACGAUGACUUACUUGAGGAUGAGGAGGAUGAUGAUGAAUAUGGAGAGGAGUAUAACAUCUGUGGGCCCUCAGCUGGCUCCAAAGACAUGUUUGACCAGUACCUCACCCAGCUGCUCCACAGCACCACCACCAAGUGCCAUCUUCCUCCCAUCCAGAGGGGGCAGCAGCAUGUCUUCAGUGCUGAACACACCACCAGAGACAUCCUGUCAUUUAUGGCCCAGGUCCAGGGCCUCAACAUGCCCAAGUCUCCCAUGUAUCUACCUGUGACUCCAGUUAAAAGCAAACACCGCAGAUCCCUCAACCUACUAGUUCCUCAUCCUCAGCAUGGCCCACAUGUAAAGCAGCACAAGCCGCACAGUGCUGCUGAUCUGCACCUGCCUCGAGACUCUCAGGGUAACACAGACUUUGCAGCAUUGGUGAGGCAGCUGAAAGAGUGUCCGACCUUGCAGGACCAGGCUGACAUACUCUACAUCCUUUAUGUAAUGAAGGGAGCUGAUUGGCUGGUGGAGUUGUCAGGUCCUGGGCAGGGCGGGGUCAGUGUGGGCGCCCUGCUGGAGGAGCUGUAUGUACAAGCAGGAGCCUGCAAAGAGUGGGGACUCAUCAGAUACAUCUCUGGAAUACUACGGAAGAGAGUGGAGGUCCUCGCUGAGGCCUGCACGGAUCUGAUUUCCCAUCACAAGCAGCUGACAGUAGGUCUACCUCCUGAGCCCAGGGAAAGAGUCAUCACAGUUCCUCUUCCUCCCGAGGAGUUGAACAAUCUCAUCUAUGAAGCCAGUGGUCAGGACAUCAGUAUAGCUGUUCUCACUCAGGAAAUCAUGGUCUAUCUAGCCAUGUACGUGCGCUCCCAGCCUGCUUUGUUUGGGGACAUGCUCCGGCUCAGGAUAGGACUCAUCAUGCAAGUGAUGGCCACUGAGCUGGCUCGCAGCCUGCACUGUUCUGGAGAGGAGGCAUCUGAGAGUUUGAUGAGCCUGAGUCCUUUUGGCAUGAAAAACCUGCUGCAUCACAUCCUCAGUGGAAAAGAGUUUGGGGUGGAGAGGAGCAUGCGUCCAAUACAGUCAACAGCCACUAGUCCUGCCAUCUCUAUCCAUGAACUGGGCCACACUGGAGCAACCAAGACUGAACGCACAGGAAUACACAAGCUAAAGAGUGAGAUAAAACAGAUCUUCAGCGGCGGUCUUUCCUUGAGUAGCAAUUUCACGUCUCCUCGCUCCACGCGUUGCAGCAGUCCCUCCACUCCCAGUGGGAUCCUGUCCCCAGUGGGCACUGGUCCAGGAGAUGGACAGCUGCACUGGGAGGAGAGGCAAGGCCAGUGGCUGAGGAGACGCAGGCUGGAUGGAGCUAUCAACAGAGUACCCGUGGGUUUCUACCAGAAGGUCUGGAAGAUCCUGCAGAAGUGCCAUGGCCUGUCCAUCGAUGGAUAUGUGUUGCCCUCUUCUACCACAAGAGAGAUGACAGAGGGAGAGAUCAAGUUUGCAGUGCAGGUAGAGUCUGUCCUGAACCACGUCCCUCAACCAGAGUACCGGCAGCUCUUAGUAGAGACCGUCAUGGUUCUAGGUCUCGUAGCUGACGUGGACGUGGACAGCAUCGGUGGCAUUAUCCACGUGGACCGCAUCUUGCACUUGGCCAACGAUCUCUUCCUGAAUGACCAGAUAUCCCACAGUGCCAGUGAUUAUUUCCUUGAGAAGGACCCAGCAACCGGAAUUUGCAACUUUUUCUACGAUAGCGCCCCCAGUGGCAGCUAUGGCACCAUGACCUACCUGUCCAAGGCGUCGAUCACAUACGUCCAGGACUUCCUUCCGAGUUCCAGCUGCCUGAUGCAGUGAAAAAAGCAGACUGUCUUGCUGUUCUUGAGAAGUGUUUAAUCACUAAAGGAUCAACUGUCCAAAGGCAACAAAGCUUCUCAUUAUCAGCUCAUAAAAUACAUGUGGUGCUUGUAAGUAUUUACUCUUCAGUCAACCCUGUAGCUCUCAUAUACUGAUAUAACAUCAUAGCUUUGGCAGCUGAGUGCAAACCACUAUGUAAGAAUUAAUUUUUUCUUUGAGUCUGGACUGUGAACUUAUUUAUUACUUAUACAUUCUGCUAAAAUGUAUGCUUACAGGACUUAUGGAAAUUAAAAUUUACAUAAAAUAUAAGCACACCUCUGUGCUCUUGGUGUUGUGUGUGAGAAUAAUAUAUCAACAGUUAUCUGUCUUGUAAUCCAAUAUGUCAUAUGUAAUAAUUAUACUGAGCCCAGCAGUUAUCAGAUUUAACAUUUGGAUCAUUUUGGCACACAAAUGAUUAUAUUUCCUCAAGUCAAUAAUUUGUACUUUGUUUUAUCUGCAUUUUUUAAUAUAAUAAUUAAUUGUUCUACUGUAAUGGCUGACCUAAAUAUGUGGGAUAUAUAAUAAAAUAGAAAUCAUAAAUUUACAGUUUUUACCCUCAAAUUACUUUAUUUCUCCCUCCACAAAUUACUAAUUUGUGCAUAAGCAUUAACACAUUUUUACCUCUGAUAGCUUCCAGGCUCUUUAUAAUUCAGUGUUGAAAUGUGUAGUCUUGUAUUUUUGUGAACCUGUAUCGGAACAAGAAUCAAAGUUUUCUUGGUGUUUUUGUCUUUGUGUAUGUGUUGUGUGUUUUUUACACUGAAUGAAAAGUAAUUAAUCUGUCUGCAUACGAAUGUGUAACCCCAAGGUUUUGCUACUGAUACAGUGAGCCAACAUUGUUCAUAUAUCUCACCAUAUUUAAAGUUUAUUCAUUUAUAAAGAUAAGUUUAUUUCUGGUAUGUUGGGGUGGAAUUCUGCUUUAAUAGAUGUUAUUUAUUUAAACAAUAUGCAUAUAUGUAGUAUAUGCAUGGUGUAUAUAAAGAAAGACAUGGCAGUACAGCCAGAUAUUGGUUAAGUAGCAGAGAGGUCUGGAAUAAGUUGAAUAGGGUCUUUGUAAGUCUAAGAAGAACGUUAUUGAAUACUUGGUUUUGUGCGCAGAACACAGAAAGCAAAACAGCAGGAAACAUAGUAAAUGUUGAUCUAUUUUAUUGCUAACCCUAACCCUUAAAAUAUAGCAUAUACUUAAAAUAUAUAUCAAAACAAGAUAGAAAUAAAUACAGAGAGAUUUAAAAAAAAUAAUUAUCAUAUAUUUUACUAUCAUCAUACAUAUGCAGGUCACCUAUUUAAUAUUUAAGGGCCUGUUCAAUUAUUUUGACAAUGCAGUUUCCCCUCAUUUCCAUCAGAAUAAUAUGUUUAUUACAUUACAUUUACAUACAUUGUACAUUUCUAAUUAUAUUCAUACAAUAAUAAAAUUUGACUAACAAUAAUAA
This is a messenger RNA of Dicentrarchus labrax (European seabass), 5500 nucleotides long. It is a transcript of the gene phka2, whose product is annotated as phosphorylase kinase, alpha 2 (liver). Bases 345 to 4034 code for a protein of 1229 amino acids. Gene Ontology annotation, biological process: glycogen metabolic process. NCBI's taxonomy places the organism in Eukaryota, Metazoa, Chordata, Actinopteri, Moronidae. The transcript has 32 exons. Gene Ontology annotation, molecular function: calmodulin binding. The record is from RefSeq and is a predicted model, not a curated record. Gene Ontology annotation, cellular component: phosphorylase kinase complex.